AAAGCUGUAGGGGUGACUAUGGAAUUGUAAAUUACUGUGAAGUUUUCUUGAGUGAGGGUUCUGUGUCUACUGUGAUCAGUUCUAAAAUAAUUCUUCCUUCUUCUCUCAUUCAUCUCCAUAUCCUUUCUUGUUCGAUUUCACAUCUCAUCCUCAUCUCGACGAACAAACUAACGCCAUGGGAGAUAGUCAAUACUCAUUUUCUCUCACUACCUUCAGUCCUUCUGGAAAGCUUGUUCAGAUCGAGUAUGCCUUAAUGGCUGUUGGAUCUGGUCAGACAUCUCUAGGAAUCAAAGCGGCCAAUGGUGUUGUAAUUGCAACUGAGAAGAAGUUGCCAUCAAUCUUGGUCGACGAAACAUCCGUUCAAAAGAUACAAUCUUUGACUCCAAACAUUGGAGUUGUAUACAGUGGGAUGGGUCCCGAUUCUCGAGUUUUGGUUCGUAAAAGUAGGAAGCAGGCGCAACAGUAUUACAGAUUAUACAAAGAACCAAUCCCUGUUACACAACUUGUCAGAGAAACUGCUGCUGUCAUGCAAGAGUUUACUCAAUCUGGGGGUGUAAGACCUUUCGGAGUUUCCCUACUUGUUGCUGGUUUUGAUGACAGUGGUCCACAGUUGUAUCAGGUGGAUCCAUCAGGUUCAUACUUUUCAUGGAAAGCAUCAGCAAUGGGGAAAAAUGUCUCUAAUGCUAAGACAUUUCUUGAGAAGAGGUACACUGAUGAUAUGGAGCUUGAAGAUGCUAUUCACACGGCCAUUUUGACUCUGAAAGAAGGGUUUGAAGGACAGAUUUCAGGCAAAAACAUUGAAAUCGGAAUUAUCGGAAACGAUAAAACUUUCAGAGUGUUGACCUCGGCCGAAAUUGAAGACUACUUGGCAGAAGUAGAGUAACUGUGUGCACUUUUUCUGUAAUCUAUUUAAACUUUCUGCUUCAUUUGGUAUUCUCUGUUCAGUUGCCAGUUGAAAGUAAAAGUGCAAAUGGUACUAAGCUCUUCUCGUCACUUUGAUAUUGGAGCUUGAAAAAUAUAAUUAGGUUUUGUAUUUUCAUUUAUAUCAUAUCUAAAUUUCCUGAGAAUAUAAAUCAUAAUUAUCCAGAA
Messenger RNA from Papaver somniferum (opium poppy), 1089 nucleotides. Its product is annotated as proteasome subunit alpha type-2-A-like. The record is from RefSeq and is a predicted model, not a curated record. Lineage: Eukaryota; Viridiplantae; Streptophyta; Magnoliopsida; Ranunculales; Papaveraceae. Gene Ontology annotation, biological process: ubiquitin-dependent protein catabolic process. The transcript is spliced from 11 exons. Gene Ontology annotation, cellular component: proteasome core complex; proteasome core complex, alpha-subunit complex. Bases 176 to 883 code for a protein of 235 amino acids.